Perca fluviatilis (European perch) is the source of this 6368-nucleotide messenger RNA. It is a transcript of the gene slc25a22a, whose product is annotated as solute carrier family 25 member 22a. Gene Ontology annotation, molecular function: L-aspartate transmembrane transporter activity; L-glutamate transmembrane transporter activity. NCBI's taxonomy places the organism in Eukaryota, Metazoa, Chordata, Actinopteri, Perciformes, Percidae. The coding region runs from base 1633 to 2571 and encodes 312 amino acids. Gene Ontology annotation, biological process: malate-aspartate shuttle; aspartate transmembrane transport; L-glutamate transmembrane transport. The transcript is spliced from 11 exons. The record is from RefSeq and is a predicted model, not a curated record.
AGUAAAAACAUAUUAUUGGGUUAAAUAUGAAUUUAAUUAGCAUGCAGGACUACACCCGCAUCGCAUUUCCUAUAAGUAUGCUAAAAUCCCAGUGGCAAGGACUAAAUGCCACUCUUUAUGGUCACUGAAUGGAAAUGAAGUGUAGCUGUGCUGUUGGAAGAUGCUGUGCUCCUGUGUGAAAGUUACACUCCUUCAGGCCAUUCAAGGCCUUACAGUAAUCUGCUAACUGUAAUCAGAUGCUUCAAUGCUGCAUUUAGCAUUCUUUCUCAGGAAGGUCCACUCACAGUGGUAUCAUUAUGUUCCUAUCAAUGCUGUAGGAAAGCUGAGAGGGAGGCAAAACAGAGGAGAUGCCCCAGGUGAAUUUAGAAACUGGGCCACCAGAGAUAUCUGCUGUCAGACUAGGGACUAAACACUACACCACCUCUCUGCACUGAAGUGAAUUUUGUGCUUCUUGAAAGUCUAACCCAGCUUGUUAUUUCUGAUCUACAGCAGGUGAUUACAAAAAUGCAUAACUGCAGGUUUAUUGGCUGCAAUAUGUAGAGCACCUGUAGUGGAAAUGCAUUGCUGUGCCCAGAUCAUAACCCACACUCCAUUGGUUGUAAAUGGAGAUUGCAAGAGCUUUCAUAAAUAGGAAUUAGGUUUAUAAUCCUGAUGCUGUAGGGAAGAGGGAAUAGUAAUCAGAUUUAUCUGCGACACCACAAUUUUCAUUCCUUGUUUCCGCAGUGCUGUAGACAUCCAAAAAUAGACUGCAUCUCAUAAACCAUUAUUUAAAAAAAAAGAAAGCAUGCUAACAGCACGGCAGCAGCCGUCAGGUUUGUUUGUUGUUAAACAGUAGACAUACAGCUGUCAGUGCAGACAACUAUUUCAAACCCAAUCCUUUUAGAAAUAACUGAAGCAACACAUACACAAGGGCAAUAUAAAGCUGGAUGUAAGUCAUAUAAUACCAGCCCAUAGCUGUGCUGUAGACUUAUAUACGGUAUUCCAACAAAUGUAUAUACAGUUAUUAAAUAGUGUCUCCAGAAGGGAUGUAAAAGUGGACGGAUUGAGUUGUGUAUUAGAUCUGGCCUCUUAGAUUUUGUGCUCUUGCAGCUCAGAGAAGUACUUGGACAUUUGAUAGAGGAUUGCAGGAACACGCUUACAUCUGAAACAGAUCUUCAGUACAGCUGGCUUAGAGCUCACAGUGCAUUAAUCAUACCAGUACAUGUGAGACAGAUGGACUCGUAACAACAGCCUACUCUAAGAUAAUGAGGAAGGGGCUGUGUGAUUUUCCUUUGUUUUACUGUCUUUUUGACCAGCCACAGUCACGUGAGAGGAGUGCUGACUGCUGACUACCACAGUGCUUUGUCACUGUAGUGUAGUGUAGCUCACUUCCUCUCGUAAUAUUCAACAAACGGAUUGUCAUUUAGUCAGGCAGACCUUUGCUCUGUUUCGCACUUGAGGACGCCAUGGACCUGUAAUGGAUAAGAUAUCCCCCUACUUGAACUAACAACAACUGCAAGCGAGAGAAGUGGACAAAACACAAUCAGGCUACAUAAUCCCACUUGGACAGCAACACGCUGGUGUAAUAAACCGACCCCUGAGUGACUAGCUAACUGACAGAUUGACACUUUGACCAGACAGGGCUUUAGAUAAAUGGCUGACAAACAGAUCAGUUUGCCUGCCAAAUUGAUCAAUGGGGGGAUCGCUGGCCUAAUUGGAGUGACCUGUGUGUUUCCCAUUGACCUGGCCAAAACUCGCUUGCAAAACCAGCAAAAUGGAUGUCGCCUUUACACCAGCAUGUCAGAUUGCCUUAUUAAGACCAUCCGGUCAGAGGGGUAUUUUGGGAUGUACCGAGGAGCAGCGGUGAACUUAACACUAGUCACGCCAGAGAAAGCCAUCAAAUUGGCUGCCAACGACUUCUUCAGGCAUCACCUCUCCAAGGAUGGAAAACUCACUCUGCUCAAAGAGAUGCUGGCUGGGUGCGGGGCAGGUACAUGCCAGGUUAUUGUUACAACUCCUAUGGAGAUGCUGAAAAUCCAGCUCCAAGAUGCUGGACGAAUUGCGGCUCAGAGGAAGAUGAUGCCAGAGAUGGUGGCAGCAGGGACUGUGGAGACCAAGUCCCCAACAGCCAUGCAGCUCACCAGAGAAUUAUUUAGGGAAAAGGGCAUUGCUGGGCUGUAUAAGGGCCUUGGUGCCACAUUGCUCAGGGAUGUUCCUUUCUCCAUCAUCUAUUUCCCCCUUUUUGCCAACCUGAACAAUCUGGGUAAAAGAGGCGUAGAUGGGCCUGCUCCUUUCUACGUGUCGUUUAUAUCAGGCUGCCUUGCGGGAAGCACAGCGGCUGUUGCUGUCAACCCUGUCGAUGUGAUAAAGACUAGACUGCAGUCGCUGAACCGAGGGAGCACAGAAGACACGUACAGUGGAGUGACUGACUGUAUCAGGAAAAUCAUGCGUAACGAGGGUCCAUCGGCUUUCCUGAAGGGAGCCUACUGUCGAGCCUUGGUCAUUGCACCUCUGUUUGGCAUCGCCCAGGUGAUCUACUUCCUGGGUGUGGCUGAAUAUCUCCUUAGCUUCUUGCCUAAAAAAGACAACUAAGAAGCACAUACUUUCUGCCUUUCCCUCCCACAAGGCAGCAUACCAAUUGCGUGAGGAUUCAUCUCAUUCUAAAAGAAAUAUUCAAUGGGUCAGAGUAUGACCGAUCAUUACAUUUUACUUUUUAAUUUGUUGUGUUGAAUGUGAAAACAGUUUAUGAGGGAGCCUUUGUUUGCCAAGCUGCCUAUGGUGGCACACAACAAUCCAGUAGGCAUGCUGAGCUAGCUCUCUGGAAAUGAAGCCGCAAAUAUCAAUCAAAGUUUUAAAGGAAUAUUGCUUUAUAAUUACAGCAUUUUAAUGCAUUUUUUAAUAUGAUUGUCGAAUUUUCAAAGUAGAUGUACUGCCCUUGGUUCGCUGCACUUCUGCAAGCCCUACACUAUACUAAUUAAGUGAUCUAUUGAAAAUGACACACCAUAACUAGCUAAAUUAAAUGCACAUACUUUACUUAGAAAGAUAUUUGAGAACAUUCGAAGAAGAGGAUAUUUACUAAAAUGCUAUUCAAAGAAUUCCCUCAGACCGUAUGUCUUAAAAGAUAGUAUAUUUAGAAAUAGAGCAAAAUAUACAGUAUGCCUCUGUUUCAGACAAAGACCCAGGGAAUGUGUUGAUGUGAUACCAGCACACUCCCUAUGAUCUUUCCUGAGAAGCCACAUCCCUUCCUGUAAGUGGUUGUAAUGAACUCAGCCAUUCAGCUCCGAGCAGACUUUGAUUGCCUUGGCUUUUUAAGUAGAUCGGGUUCCAUCUGAUAUUUAGUGCUACCACAAUGGUUCGACUGUUUUGCCUCAGCGAUAAAGAUAUCUCCUGUUUCACAGUUACACUCUAGACCAAAGAGACAGUGUGCAACAUUUGGGCAUUAUGCACGACCAAUCUACAUGUACACAAUUUUUUAAACUUUCUAUGGGUCGAAACUGUCAAGCAUGUUGUAGUUGUGGCCACACCCCAAUCAGUGAUGUCACAGCAGCGGUUUUGCCUUGGAGGGAUGAUGGAAAACACCUGCUGUGACAUCACUGAUUGGAUUGUGGCCAAAAGUGCUGUGCGCUUUAAAUUUUUUCAGUCCACAGAGAGCAGAGCGGCAGUGGUUUUCUGCCCUGUUGGAUUCAUUGUGAUUUCAGAUGAAAGCUUUAGCCGUGAACACUAAAUGGGUUGAAAGCAAUUUUAAUAGAAUGCCAGAUUAUUAGUAGAUAUUUAGUAAUUAUGCUGACAAACGGUCAGACAUCGCAUGCUGAGGCUUCAUGAGUACAGUCAUCCAUUGUGGAGCCAUUAAGACCAUAGCUGGAGUAGUGCAAACCCCUUAGAUCCCGACAUAAUUAUUAUUGUUUACAGAUGAGUUACACACUUAAUUUAAAUUCUUUGUCCAAACUUGAAUUCAGUGGCAGGACCCAAAGAGCUAGUGAUAAACCUUUCUUUAUCAGAAAAUGAAACCAAUGUGUUUUCAGUGUUCUAUGAUUUUUACCAAACAUCUCGGCUUGUUUGCUUUAGAGGUUUUGUUUGCUUUAAGCUGCUAGGGAAAGCAGCCCCGUCGUAUCUUGUUUAUGCAUCACACCACUGAAGCCCCGCCAUUGGUUUAUCUCGCCGGAGAUCAAGGUGACUUUGAUGUGUAUAAUCCAAUCACAUUCCUUCUUUGCUCCCACUGUUCAAGCAGCUUGUCAAUUGUACUGUUGCACUGUAGAUACGCAAUGCAACUUUUCAAUGUAUUAUCAUUUGUGGGAGUGAGAUCUAUUUAUCGAUAAUCCUUAUAGGCAGUAUAGCAUUAUAUAUUUGUAUGUGUUGUUUUUUCUGUGUCAAAGUUUCCACCUUAACUAUAUUGUACAUAUGCAGAUGAUAUGAACUUUAUGUUUUAGGAUUUAUUGUUUGUUUUCUAAUUUGUGAUGGCUUAUUUGCACACCUACCUCUCCAGCUCCCCCCUCAAUCCAUAUUGUGGUGAUUUUAUGUUAUGAUGGUGUGGACAUAUCAAAUGAAGGACCAUGUUUUGAUGCAACAAGCAUCAGUUGAACUUAAAUGCAGCAUAUUGAUGGUGGUUUUUUUACUGUAUGCAAAGGGUAACACUAGUGUAGAUCUACAGUCGGAUGUUUUUUUUGGAGGUGCCAUUUCUCCUGAGCCCUUUGUUAAGUUGGGUCAACCUAACCUAUGUCCUGUUUCUACAGUUUUAUCAACCAGGACCAAACAGAGCAUUAUAUAAUGAUGGUAUAGAUGUUGUUAGUUUUAAGUGAAUGACCUCUGGCACUACUAAAACAGUUCUGAAAGUGAAAUACAGCCUGGGCAAGGCCAAUAAGGGCCUGCUGACAUCAGACUGUAAAUCUAACAUCUGUCUUCUUGAAUGGUGCUUCAUUCAUGAGGUAGCUGCAAUAUGACAUUGAUGGCACUAAUGACCAAGGCUGUGCCUACUGAAUCACAUGCUGGUGAAUCUCAGCUUUGUCAAUGUGUUAACUGAAAGCCAUAGGUCAGGGAGGGACAACAGAACUGCUAGACAUGGACUGGCACCUCCAGCCAUGUUGACAGAUGUCAGCUGAGCCACAGGAAAAUGGCGAAAAGUUGACUCGUAUGAGCUAGUCUUUAUAAAUUACUGUUGUAGUUUUUCAACAUUCCGAUUGCCAGUUCAUCUCAUAUAUGCUGUUAUUGUGAUCAUAAUGCCUAUAUUUGUGUUGUUGAGAUUAUUGUUAUGAUUUUUUAACCUCCCCACCCACCUUCACCCUGCCCUCAUUGUUUUCAGAUUUUCUUUAAAUCUGUUUCUUUGUUUGAAUCUUGAAAAUGUUGUGCAAGUCAUUUUGUUUUACUGAGCUGUGAAUUUUCACUGACCUUGUGCAUUUGGUUAUGUAUGUGCGUGUGUGUGUGUCUGUCUGUCUGAUUGUGUAGUGCUGUAGUUGAUGUGUAGUUGUUAGUGUGACACUGCGGUAUUUUUCUCUUUGAUUGUCAGACCCAUGCUCUCUCCCCUCUUUCCUUCUAUCCGUCACACUCCUCUGUCAUCUACUCUCCCCAGCAUCCACAGCCGGGGCAGCAGGUAAAUGCUGAGGAGCUCUAAAACACCAAAUGUAUAACUUAGAGUGUAUACCAUCAAAGAAAGCACAAAGGAUUAUUAGGCACAAGAGACCACAUGGCCCACUUUGAAUAUACUCAGACAAAGUCCUUGGAAAUCCAUGUGCUGCUUUUGCAGGAAUGGAUUAGAGUCUGAUUUAUUGCAGUAGAGAUGUCAAUUGAGAUGAACUUUUCAGUCUUGUAAGUUUAUCUGUCUGUAAAACUUGAUCCAUAGGGCUGAGGCGACUUAUUAUAAGAGAGGUGUCCACUAUGUCACCAAUCAGCAGUUAUCCACAAAAUGUAUAUCGCCUACAUAUUCUAAAUGAAUCAGAUAUAAGAAUGUAUCUUAGAUAUUAUGAGAUGUAUUAUAAUUAUAGUGAAGAGUUUAUUACAUUUUAAUCUAAAGAUUUGUGCUUUACACAUUCACUGAAAAAAAUUCAUGAACCAGCUCACUGAUAUGCAAUAAAUAGAAGCCACACAUAGACACACACUAGAAGAAAAAAACACAACGUAUGAUGCAAGCGGGGACCUUCUGGGGUCUCUUCACAGCCUCUGUUGUCUUCCUCCAAGAGGAAUUGUGCAUUAUAGCACUUUUAAACAAGGACCCUCACCCCACUGUCCAUCUACAAAGUCUCUCUCUCUCCGUGGCAGAGAGGGUGAUCAGUGAUCACUAUGAAUAUGUGUGGUGAAUGACACAGUUUGUCCUAGAAAUGUAUGACAAUGCAAUCGAAAAAAACAAACAAAAUAUUCCCUGUCACAAUUUGCUGUUCAAUAAACUGACUGUCCUGAAA